This is a messenger RNA of Octopus bimaculoides (California two-spot octopus), 8736 nucleotides long. RefSeq names its product rho GTPase-activating protein 190. The record is from RefSeq and is a predicted model, not a curated record. Lineage: Eukaryota; Metazoa; Mollusca; Cephalopoda; Octopoda; Octopodidae. Gene Ontology annotation, cellular component: cytosol. Gene Ontology annotation, molecular function: GTPase activity; GTPase activator activity; GTP binding. Gene Ontology annotation, biological process: regulation of cell size; Rho protein signal transduction; regulation of axonogenesis.
GAGAGGGGGAUAAAGAGUGCGUGUUAGAGAGAGAGAGAGAAAAAGGCAGAGUAGGAUACUGAGUAACCAUCAGCAGAGGGAGAGUGGAUUGAAUAAAAGAACAACGAAGAGAAACUACUAUCGUUAGUAAGGCAUGCUGUAACAUCGGCUCGGCGUUAUGUAUAUGUGUAGUAUGCGAUCGUGUUGAUUCGUGUAUCCUAUAGAGCUUGCACAAGUGGUGAUUAUACUAUCUAGCAAGACUACUUUACCAGGACAUCAUGUACUCCAUAAGACCCCAACUACUUCAGUGGAAAUUGGAAUGGUUUUAUCACAAUGUCAGCUUUGGCAAUAACAGCAAUUUUCUAAAAUUUACAAGGAGUGGCUGUGUGAUUGAUGCUUUAAAUUAAGAAGAAAGAAAGCUUGGAAAAAGAUUCUCUGAUCUUUUUAAUCCUUUGUCAGGGUGAAUGUGAGAACUAAACUAUUAGCUGAUCUUAAAAUAGAUACCAAAGGAUCCCAAUUAACAACUUCAUCUCUCUCUUCUUUUUUUUUUUCCAAGUAAAAUUGCUGUUUAAAUAUUUUGUUUUACCAUGGAGCCAUGCCUUGGGAAUUUUAACCAAAAUAACAUAAACAAGAAAUCAAUUAUUAGUGUACUCCCAUAACAAGAUGUAGUAUUAGUAAAGGCCAAGGUGAGGUGGCCUAAUUUCCUAAUAUGGCCAAAAGGACAGAACCACGGACCUUUAACAUUAGUGUUAUUGGUCUGUCAGGAACUGAGAAGGAAAAGGGCCUCACUGGUGUUGGCAAGUCAUGUCUAUGCAAUCGGUUUAUGCGACCUUUAGCCAAUGAUUACCAUAUGGAGCACAUCUCUGUGUUAAGCCAAAGUGAUUUCGGAGGCCGUGUGAUCAACAAUGACCACUUUCUGUACUGGGGUGAAAUCUCCAAAACCGAUGAAGGAGUUGAUCACACAUUCCAUGUGAUAGAACAGACUGAGUUCACAGAUGAUGUGUCUUUUCAGCCAUUUAAGACUGGCAAGCAUGAGCCUUAUAGUAAAAGGUGUAUUAGUACCAAAGUGCAAUCAGCAGAAAAACUCAUGUAUAUCUGUAAAGAACAACUUGGGAUGGAAACAGACAGCGCUUAUGAGCAGAAGCUGAUGCCAGAUGGCAAGCUGAAUAUUGAUGGCUUUAUGGUAGUGUUUGAUGUCAGCACUGUUCACAACCGGCCAAUUGAGAGACAGGUUGAGUUUGUUUCUCAAAUUCUUCAAUCUUUGCAGAAGAUCCGCAAACCUGUGGUGCUGGCAACUACAAAGCAUGACGAGGCUGUGGACCGAUUCUGUAAGGAAGCUGGAGCAUUGGUCACUCGCAGUAAACUCAAUAUUCCCAUUGUGGAGACCUCUGCACUUGACAACAUCAAUGUAGAAUUGGCUUUUAUGACACUUGCACAUCUAAUUGAUGGUACAAAAAUGAGGAAAAAAAUAAUUCCUUUUGCUGAUGCCUACCGAGCCCGCAAAGAUAUUUUAGAAGUUGCUACCAAGGCAUACAAAAAACUGCUCAAUACUCAGGUUACAGAUCCAAAAGCAUCAUGGACUAUAUGGAAAAAGAAAUUUAUGAAGGAGUCUGAUUAUAAUCAUUAUGUGGAAUUAUUUGGAACUGAAAGUGCCGUAGAACAUUUUCGCAAACAUACCAUGCAUUUAAAAGAACAACAGUUGCGGCAACGAGAAUUGCGAUAUCUAGAUAGUCUGCCAACAGUAUUACAAUACUUCUUAACUUCAUUGGAUGUCAUCUCUGACAAGAGCUGGAUUUCCUGUCAGAACUAUAUUUUCCGCCAUCCAGAUAUGCCAAAAUUUUUUAUCAAUAUGUGUGGAGAGGGUCAAACUUGGAAGGAUUGUAAUUGGUUAGACAGUGACGAUAAGCGCUUACCAUUUGAUUUGCUCAAAUCUUCUGAAGCAGAGACGACAUUCAAGAACCAUGUCAAUGCUUUACAGGAACAGCAUAAGAAAUUAGAAUUAAAAAAAAAAUUCAAAGACUUUUUAGAAGAAAACAAGCAAGUUAAGCCAGGCAAGCCAAUUAGUGAAACAUAUAUCAACUUUGUUGGCAAAGAAUGUUACAACAGUUUGAAUGAACGAGAGCGAGAAGAAGUGUAUGAACAACACCAAGUGGAUUUGCGAAUGCGGGCCAAGCAGGAUUUCCAAGAGUUAAUGUGGGAAAAAUCUGAGAUUUUCACAGAACUCAACCCAUCAGUUAGACUGACACAAGAUGACCUCAAAAUUAUAACAAAUGCCUUACAGAAUGAUCCAAGGUAUCAGUUGCUUGAUCAUCUGGAGGAAGAUCGCAAAGUGAUGAUAUUAAAUCAUCUAGGAUUUAUCCAAUGCCCUUCAAAGGAAAGAUGUUAUUUCCGAGAACAGUGUGUGGAGGCAAUGGCACAGAAAAUUCUCAGUCACAGGCCAGCGAGGCCUGAUAUUUCAGAAAGUGCUGCUGCUCUCAAGGGCAUCGAACAACCUUUCUAUCUGGUUCUUUUAGGAAAGGAUGGACUAGCAUCUAAUAUCAAUCAGGAAAUCAGGCAUUUAUGUGUAGAAGAUGAAUAUAACUGUCAAGAUAUUUUGUUCAGUCUUGAUUACCGUCCCAUUGAUGGUGAUGUCACUCAAGAACAGCAUGCAUUUGUAACCCCUACCUUUAAACCACAUGGCUGUGUUUGUGUGUAUAACUCUCAUCACACAUUUGAAUAUGUGCAAAUGAGUUUGGAGCAGACUUGGUUGUCUGAUUUGGCUAGAGAAGAUGGUUUAGUUUUGGACAGGCUACGAUUUGUGAUAAUCCAGUUCCAUAAUCCUAUGCUUAGUGAACGCGAGAUAAAUCAGUUAAGAGAACAAGGACAACAAUUUGCAGACAACCUGCAGUGUAAAUUCUAUUACAUUCCAUCUGAACCUGAAGGCACUGAAAGAAGGAAAUUCAUUCAAGCACAAACUGAGCAUGCAUUGCAAAGCAUAAUACGUCCUGCUGCUUCUGCAUUAUUAUCAUGUUGGCAGAGUUCAGAUUAUUUAGAAGCAGAUAUGAGAAUUGCUGUGUGUAUGAUGUGUGGUGAUAAAUUUCCCAUGGAAUUUGCUCUUGCCCCAUUGCUCAAUCAAGAAUUCUUCCGUGUUGUUAAUAAGGAUAAUGGCCAAUGGCUGGUUGAUAUAUUCCUAGAUGAUCUUAGAGUGAGAUUGAACAUCAUGUUAACUUCAUAUCAUGGUGCUAACCUCAUGAGGGAUACACUUUUCCAUGGUUACGUAUUGAUUUAUUCAGCUCAGAGACAAGCUUCCCUUUCAACAAUGAGAGCAUUUGCUGCUCAUCUGCAACACCAGAUACCUAUUCUAGUCCUUGCUAUCGCUGAUAGUAUUGGUACUGCUCUAUUGCAUGAUGAAAAUGUUACCACUUUGAUCUCAGAAGGAAGCUCUGUGGCUGAAAAGCUGAAAGCAUACUUCAUGACUACGUCACACACUUUCCAACACCAGCAUUCUGUAUUCACACCUUUCUUUAAUGAUGCAUGGGUUCACCGUGAGGACACAGAAAAUUUUUUCAUCCGCAAUCUUGAUCCACCAUCGCCACCCUUGUCGGAAUCAAACCCAAACAUCGACAAAAGGCCCCCAGCCCCACUGCCCAAGCCAAAUGAUCUGUAUCACACAACCAAGAGCAGUACAAGCAAUAGGUGCGUCUCGCCAGACUGUGGUUGUCAGAGCACAGAAGACUCGGAACCUUUGUAUGAUCAUUUGGUUUUUCCCAACCAAUACCAUUCAGACAGUGAACAGGAACGAGCGUCCUCUCCUUCUCCACCUCCCAUUUCAUCACCAACUGACUAUGAAAUUAUUAGUAGUAUAGCUGCUCAAACAAAUGGAGAGCAUCUUAUAAAGCCAAGCGAAAUAAAGAGCCGACGUAACAAAUAUGUGGGGCCUGAUGAAGAUGAUUUUGAAGAUGUCACUGAUAAGUUGAUAUUUUCUCCAGAGUAUUUUUCUAAACAAUAUAGAGACCAUCAUCGUAGAUCAUACCCUGCUGCAGACGUGGCUGAUACCAUGCACUUAUUUAGCCUGUACGGGAUAAGUGACCCAGUUGCUGAGGCUCAUCUCCACCCACCAUCCGCAUAUCCAUUCAAGAAGUCGUCCAGUAUGAGGUUAUCUGAAAAGGCAGAGUUUGAAGAAUUACUGGAUACAUCCCUAUGUGAUAAUCCAAGUUGCCAGCAGGAUGAUACUGUAUGGACUAAUAACCAAUUUAAACCAAUAAGAGAUAAAGCAUGCCGAACCCGGUUGGAGCCAGGGCCAUUGAAUAGGAGACAGUUUGAACCUGUGGCAAAGGUGAUCACUCGCAAUAUUACCAACACCCGAAACAUGCCCAAUAGUAGCCGUGUCCAGGCUCCACUUGCUGUCCCUGAACCGAUAGAAAUAGCCGAUUAUGGUACAGUCAAGGAUGCUCUCCUCCAGUCUCCCACGGAGAGUGACUAUGCUCUAGUCGAAGAUGCUCUACCUGCAGGAAAAGUUCAUCGUAUCAAAUCAACACGCAAGAAGGAUCAUAAAGACAAACAGAAACACAAACUAUAUGGGCUGCCAGAUUUAGUGUGGGUACCAGUUCGCAGCCAGUCGCCUUCUGAUGGCAGUGAGGGCACAGGCGAUGAGCUUCUCGUUAGAAGGAAACCUCGUUCUUUUAAAAAGAAAUGUCGCUCUCCAACAAUGGAGAGCAGUACAUGCAUCGUUAGUCCACCUUUAUCAGACAGUGAUAAUGUAGGCUCGCCUCCCCAUCGCUAUGAAGAAAAUUUAUAUGAAACAAUUUGUCCCUUAGAUGACUACAAUCAAGGUACACUUUCAAAGUAUGACACCUUAGAUGACUAUGGAGAUCUCACUGAUGGUAGCAAUUGGAAGGACAAGUUCCAUGUGAAAAUCCGCCACAAAGAAAGCACAACUGACAGAGCGAAGAAAAAAGAAGAGAAAAAGAGACAGAAAGAAGAGGAGAAAAAGCUUAAAGAGCAGCAAAAAUUACAGAAGAAAAUUAAAAAGAAAGAUGGCAAAAUAGCUGGUGCAUCGCAAAGUGGUCUAGUAUUAGAAGACUAUCAAAUGUCAACUAAGAACCAUGGUGUACCUUUAUUUGUAGAAAGAUGUGUUGAAUUCAUUGAUGAAGAAGGUAUGACUGCCGAAGGUAUUUACCGGGUUCCUGGAAAUCGUGCCCAAGUAGAGCUACUACUAAAUAAAUUUCAAGAAGAUACUUCAGUUGACAUCAUGUCCUUAGAUAUUCAAGUGAAUGCAGUUGCAACUGCCUUAAAAGGUUUUUUUAAUGAUUUAAUGGAAGCAUUGUUUCCUUCAAACCUUAUCAAUGAGUUAACGGAAGCAUCUGAAGGAAAAGAUGGAGCAGGGUUUCCAGAAAAAAGCAGCAGACUAUUAGCAUUAAGAGGAGUCCUUAAGAAAUUACCACCUACAAAUUAUGAAGUUCUCAAGUACCUCAUUACCCAUUUCAGUCGAAUCAGCCGUUCCUAUGCUACCAAUAACAUGGACAGUAAGAAUUUAGCAAGGUGUUGGUGGCCAACUUUAAUUCGAAUGGACUUUCAGUCUUAUGGAGAAUUGACUUACAAUUCUCGGAUUCCUCUUGAAAUUUUACAAACUCUCAUUGAACAGUGUGGCUUCUUUUUCCAUGGAGAGAAUGAAGUAUGACUUGCUAUGUCUGCUAUCCAAAUUUUACCUUUGUCUGUGUAUCUAUCACUUUCUCUCUCGCCUCUGUCCAUGGCAGGUGCAAUGUGGCAAGGGAUAACCAGCAGUUAGUCUGACAUACCAUUUAAUUUUACGGUCAUCAUCUACAUUAUUAUUAAUAUUAUUAUUAUUAUUAUUAUUAUCAUCAUCAUCACUACUACUACUGCUAUGAUUACUACUACACAGACAUUUUUUGUCCCAGACAUGUUCAUCAGGCAUCAGUUGCAACUUUUACAUGUUGCAUUUUACUAGAGCAUUGAGUCUUACAGCAAUCUUAUUAUUAUUAUGAUUAUUAUUAUUAUUUGUUGUUGUUGUUGGGUAUUUUAACUGCUCUGAGUAACUUUGGAUCUGAAAUAGAAACACUCUUUUUUUAUUCUUACUGAGAACCAGAAUGAAGAAUGUAAGUUGCAGAACCACAGAUGAAGAAGAAAAAUGCCAAUGUUCAACUAAGAUCAUCAGAUAAUAACAAAAGUAAUUGAUGCUCCCCUUCUAAUGGCUUUAUUUUUCUUUUUUACUUUUUCCACUCAUUUUUUAAUUCUAUACCCUUUCAAAGUUAUAAUACAAGGGUGAAGGUUUGAGUAGUUAAUCCAUGGGCAAAAAAGAAAAUUAGAAGAAAAAAGUUAACAAAAAGUGGUUUAAGUAAUAUUCUAUUUAACAAAGGAACUUAGAGACAAACUUAGAUCUUUCCCCUUUUACAUUCCCUUAAAAAUUCAUAGUGAAUAGUUUGAAUAUUUAUUUUCACUUAAAUAAGCUUAUGUAUAUUUUCUAUAGAAAAGUUGUUUUAUUAGAUGUAGUAUUAAGAAAUGUUGAAAUUUGUUAUAAAAUUAUUUGAAUUAUUUUUUGCUAUUAUUAAUUUUUUUUUUAAAUUAACAAAAGAGAAAAAAAAAUCAACAGAGAAAACCAAAUUUUCUGGUAGUAUUAAAUAACAUAUUUCCAAAGAAUGAUGGAUUGCUCUACAUUGCAAAUAAUGUCCUUUGGACUAUUUGUGAAUGAUUCACAUAUCCUCUAAGUAAAUUGAUAUAGACUUCUUAAUAACUGUCAUACAGUUAUCAUUGUGAAUAAAUACCACACUUUUGUAGGAUACUCUGACACAGUAAUAUAACCGAGUAGAAUAUAUUAAAAAAAUCAAAUUUAUCAGUCUCACUGAGAGAUUAUUUUAAACUGAUUUUAACAUAAAUUAAGUUGAAUUUCCCGAGAGCAGUGAAAUUGAAAGAAAUGUUGUUUUAUUUAGUCAGCAAUAUGAACAACUAUUACUUAAAAGUAAUCAGAAGAAAAUAGUUAUCAAGAUCUUUAUGAUGUUAUUUUCAGUCUUGGACAUUCCAGACAGUAUUUUAUUAAUUUAAUUUAUUUUAAUUACUCACGGUAUUAUUGUAUUAAGAUAACAAGAAACAGUGUUUCAUCAGCAACUGCUUGUAAUUCUGCUGGAGAAUGCUCUGUUCAGCACAAUAACUCUUUAGUGGUUAAAAUUAAAUGUAGAUAGGAGAAAACAUUGUUCUUAUUUUUCACAAACAACAACUUUUAUUUUACUACACUCUGCUUAUAGUAUAUUGUAAAUAAUAAAGUAUAACUGGUUCAUAGUGGCUACAGCUUUACUCUUCAAUAGUUAGUAAAAGUGUCUAGUUUAUUUAUUACUUAUUGCUUCUGUUGGAUAUCCAAUGAGAAACAUUGAUUUACUACAUGUUUCUCCAUUGAAUAUUGUGUUGUAUUUUUCUUUGGUGGUAGAGGCCUUUAUUUGUAAAAAUAUAAACAAUUUUCCUAUAUUGAUAUAAAAUUAUCAAAUUCCCCAAGUCAUCACAUAUUCUUUGCUAAAAAGAAAAUAAAAUGUUGACUCAAUUCUGUUCAGGUGUUUUUGCUAGAAUUCUAAUAAUUUUUCAUAAGUGAUAUAUGUAAGUUAUAUUCCACUACUAGCUUUUUCGGUUCUGCAUUGAUGCAAUAUCUGUUGGAGUUGUACAUUGUUUAUCAUGACUUUUUUUUGUGAAAGUAUUUUCUCUAAUUACUGAUUCAAAUCAGUCACUAUCUCAGUUAUUCAUUUGUGUGUGUUUUCUACACACACACAUCACAGCUGUUCUGAAAUGUGUUUUUGAUAUCACUGAUACAGUGCUGGAGCUAAAAGUCAUGGAACCCUUCUAGACCUAAAAGUCAUGAAGUCAAACCCUUCCAUAGGUAUAUUAAUAAGCAAUUUACAUCACUUUGUUGUAAAUUAUUUACAUAAAAUUUGUUAUUUGGUUAUAUAUAUCUUAUAAUUGUAGAGCCUGUUAUUGAAUUAGCUGAAAAACCUUUAAGCAAGUUUUAUUGCCUUAAUGCAUAUAAAAUAUAUUUCCCCCCCGAUAGGUAAUAUUGUCCCUGUUCCUUAUAGAAGGCCAAUCAUUGAAGCAUUUAUAAGUGCAAGCAACUUUGAUAUGAAAUUGCAGUUUUUCUGAUAAUUUCAUUGUUAUAAUUUCCAAUUCAUUCAAACUCAUGAACUAGAUCAGCAGAAUGUAUCCUGCAGUGUGCUUAAACUAUGGCUUAAAUUUGUAUGUAAAAAUAUUAUUGUUAAUAUUAGUAUCAUAUUCAUGACUAUGUAGUUGAAUUUUAAGAGGGAGGGGGGCAGUAUAUUUUGAAGGAUGAUGUGCAACAGAUCCAAUGGAAACUAAUGAGAGAUUUUCCUGGAUUUGUAUGUGAUCUAUAAAGACCAACAAUUGUGCAUGUACUGAAAGGCACACAGCUUUAUUGUAAGAGAAGAGUUAUAUAGUAAUUAAACCUUAUUUUCCAUCAUAGAGAGGGGAAACUUGUGUAGAUUGCUGGUUUAUUUCUCAAUUAUAUAAAUCUGCUGUUGGUUGUUUUAUGUAUGAUUUUGUUGAGCUUUCUACUUCCACACUUUCCCCUCUGUGCAUUGAUGUUGAAUCUUGAUAUUUCUUUAGGAGUGAACAUACCCUUGCCAAAUGUAUGUCAUUAUCCCAUCUCUUUCCUUUCUUCCCAUCUUCCUCCUCCUUUGUUUUUUAUGUCUCCCUUUCUUUGUCAUUUUUUUUCUUCUUUACUUUCCUCAAGCAAAUAAACAUGAAGCUAUUAUUGUUUGGAUAGGG